UGCUUCUCUUUCUCUCUCUCUCUAUCUCUUAAUUUCGACACAGGGGAGGGGGGAGGAGGAGGAGGAGGACCAGACCGAGGAGAGAGAAACGCAGUUUGAUGGUGAGGAGGAGAGAGAGACGGGGGAGAUCGAAGAACAGUGACAUUGAGAGAGAGAGAGGAGAGAGAGAGUGAGUGUGAAGUCCACAUGGCCUCUCUUCCCUUGGGGCCUCACCACCACCACCAACCGCCGCCGCCAGCUCAAGCUCCUCCCGACACCGAUAAGGAAGUGUCACCAGCUGUUUACGAGAGUAAGAAUGCUGUAACAGGUCACAUCAUAUCAACCACCAUUGGCGGAAAAAAUGGUGAACCCAAGCAGACCCUCAGCUAUAUGGCAGAGCGCAUUAUAGGCAAUGGAUCUUUUGGAGUCGUGUUUCAGGCACGAUGCUUGGAGACUGGAGAGACAGUUGCCAUAAAGAAGGUCCUGCAGGAUAGACGAUACAAAAAUCGUGAACUGCAGUUGAUGCGUGUGAUGGAUCAUCCAAAUGUGGUUUCCCUGAGGCACUGCUUCUUCUCUACAACAAACAAUGAUGAGCUUUUCCUUAAUUUGGUUAUGGAAUAUGUCCCUGAGAGUCUCUACCAAGUUCUGGAGCAUUAUAGGAGUAUGAAUCAGCAGAUGCCACUGAUAUAUGUGAAGUUAUAUACCUAUCAAAUCUUCCAAGGGCUGGCAUAUAUUCAUUCCGUGCCUGGGGUUUGCCAUAGGGAUGUAAAGCCACAAAAUAUUUUGGUGAAUCCUCUCACUCACCAGGUCAAGCUUUGUGACUUUGGUAGUGCAAAAGUUCUGGUCAAUGGCGAAGCAAACAUAGCCUACAUAUGCUCCCGCUACUAUCGCGCUCCAGAGCUUAUAUUUGGUGCAACAGAGUAUACCACAUCUAUCGACAUAUGGUCCGCUGGUUGUGUUCUUGCAGAGCUUCUCCUGGGACAGCCACUCUUUCCAGGAGAAAAUGCAGUGGACCAACUUGUAGAGAUCAUCAAGGUUCUUGGUACUCCAACACGAGAAGAAGUUCGAUGCAUGAACCCUAAUUAUACAGACUUCAGAUUUCCACAAAUCAAGGCUCAUCCUUGGCACAAGAUAUUCCACAAGCGGAUGCCUCCUGAAGCGAUUGACCUUGCUUCAAGGCUUCUUCAGUAUUCACCAAGACUUCGCUGCACUGCUCUAGAAGCUUGUGCCCAUCCCUUCUUUGAUGAGCUUCGUGAACCCAAUGCGCGCCUUCCGACUGGUCGCCCCUUGCCCCCCAUUUUCAAUUUCAAGCAAGAGUUAGCUGGAGCUUCCCCUCAAUUAGUCAACAGGCUAAUACCAGAGCAUGUGCGACGAUUGAACGGCCUGAAUGUCCCUCAUCCGGUUGGUAUGUAAAUGGAAAGAUAAGCUAAGUUGAUUUUACCCAGAGCAAAGGAAGGGACGCAGGCGAAACCGCAAGAACUUUUGUGAGAGCAUUCUGGUAAAAUCAGCAGUUUUUCUCACCCUGCAAGUUGUAUACAUGUACCGUCUUUACAGCUUUUCUAGUGCCUUUUACUGUCUUUACAGCUAUUGCUAGUGUCUGUAUUUCAUUUCAGCUAAAAAUAUUGUGCUUAUGUUGUAAAUCUUGUGAUGUGAAAGAGGGAAAAGAAAGAAUAGAAAGCUAGUGGUCUAAAUGUGUAAUGCAAUCAAUGUUAUGAGCUGUGCAGGGCUUCAGACCAGAGAAGUCCAUGUAGCUCCAUUCAAAUAGCGUGGUUGAAUUUUCUAAAUGAAUUUAGUUGGUGUCA
Rhodamnia argentea is the source of this 1781-nucleotide messenger RNA. Its product is annotated as shaggy-related protein kinase zeta. Gene Ontology annotation, cellular component: cytoplasm. Gene Ontology annotation, biological process: protein phosphorylation; signal transduction. The record is from RefSeq and is a predicted model, not a curated record. The coding region runs from base 187 to 1392 and encodes 401 amino acids. Gene Ontology annotation, molecular function: protein serine/threonine kinase activity; ATP binding. Lineage: Eukaryota; Viridiplantae; Streptophyta; Magnoliopsida; Myrtales; Myrtaceae. The transcript is spliced from 12 exons.